AUGCCUGACGAUGGGAAGAGUAGCGGCACGGGCGUGGCGGUGCUAAACUGGUCCGAUCCGAGGUUGCAGGAGGAGCAGGCGAGCAAGGACACUGGGUGUGAACAAGGGGUAGGGACGGGCGACGCCAAGGGUCUGGGCAUCGUGGAGUUCCUGCGGGGCAAGCACAUCCUCGUCACCGGCGCCACCGGGUUCCUCGCUAAAGCCCUGGUGGAGAAGAUUCUGCGCGAGCAGCCCGACGUGGGACGCCUGUACCUCUUCAUCCAACCGCGUGCCGACCAACCCGCGCAACAGCGCCUCCAGCAGCUCGUGGCGAGUCCAAUAUUCGGGCAUCUGCGGUCAAAGCACGGCAGCGCGUAUGAGCAGUUCAUGGCAGCAAAGCUCGGCGCAGUGGAGGGGGAUAUUUCCAGAGAGGGGCUUGGUCUGAGUCCGUCUGUGUUGGAGGAGAUACGCAGCAAAGUGCAGGUGGUGAUCAACUCCGCUGCCACCACCACCUUCGAUGAGAGGUACGACGUGGCCCUGAACAUCAACACGCAGGGACCGCGCCGCCUUCUGGAGCUCGCCCAUUCCUGCCCACACCUCCAGCUCCUCCUGCACGUCUCCACAGCAUUUGUGAACGGCAGAAGACACGGUCGCUGCAUGGAAAGGCCCUUCAACUAUGGGGACACGAUUGCCGCAGAGCUGCAGCAGCAGCACAGCACGGUUGCACAGGGGCAGCUGGAUGUCGAGACAGAAAUAGCUCUAGCGGAGAAGGAGAGGCUAGCAGCAGAGGCAGCAGCUGAAGCGCGGGGAAUGAGCAAGGAGGAUGUGCAGGCUGCAGUGCAGAAGCACAUGGUGGACCUGGGCAUGAGCAGGGCACAGCAGUGCGGGUGGCAGGACACGUACGUGUUCACCAAGGCCAUGGGCGAGAUGGUGCUCACGCGCGGACGCAAAGACUUGCCCCUCGCCAUCGUGCGCCCAUCCAUAGUGGAGAGCUGCUUGAAUGAGCCCAUGGCGGGCUGGAUGGAGGGCAUGCGUAUGGCGGAUCCAAUCUUGCUUGCAUACGGGAAAGGACAAAUGGCAGGGUUUUUGGCAAACCCGGAUGGUGUUCUUGACAUGGUUCCAUGUGACAAGGUUAUAAAUGCCGUGCUAGCGAUCGCAACGCACACAGCAUCUCUGGGGUAUAGGACGCCUGUCUGUGUGUACCACGUGGCCACCAGUGUUGUCAACCCUCUGGGCAUCCAGCUCGUGGCAGACGCCACCUCGGACCACUUUGCCCACUCGCCCAUGCUGCAGCGCGAUGGCUCUGCUGUCACGGUGCAGCGCAUGCAGGUGUUCCGCCACCCGCAGCUCUUCAUGCUCGACGUCUGGCUCAAGUACCAGCUGCCGCUGCAGCUGGCCAAACUCUUCCCUUGGAACUCAUCCCUUUCGGAUCGCCGCAACAACCUUCUCCUGAAGACAGCACAGCAACUGAGCUACUUGGCCAAGUUAUAUGAACCCUACACCUUCUAUGCUGCCAGGUUUGAUGCAUCCAACACAGAGCACCUCUUUUCAUUGAUGUCUGAGGAGGAGCAGCAGCACUUUAACUUUGACCUGCGGUCCAUAGACUGGCACGCUUAUCUCUGUAAUACCCAUCUACCAGGCUUGCGCAAGUUUGUUCUCAAGGGACGCGGUUCAUCCAAUCUUUCCUGA
Messenger RNA from Closterium sp. NIES-65, 1668 nucleotides. Lineage: Eukaryota; Viridiplantae; Streptophyta; Zygnematophyceae; Desmidiales; Closteriaceae. The record is from the annotation of a GenBank genome assembly.